AUUGAAAUAGGGCGAAAAAAGAAGAAAAGGAGAGACGCGUUUCUUAAUCCUUCUUUCUUUCUAUUUUUCUUGUCUUUUAAGCAAGCAAAGACUAUGGAUUCCGAAAGUAAAUCAAUUACCGUUGAAGAAACCUUCACUACGACAACAACAACGACUGCUUCUGACAACAUGAGCAGCACUCCCUUUGCUAGUAAAGCAUUAACUGACGAUUCAAUUCCAACAACUACUGUUGAUGAAUCUGUGGCGGAAAAGAAAAAAACCUCCGGGAAUCUUGACAAUGAUGACGUGAAUAACACAAGUACUGACGAAGGAGAAUCUCUGGAAGCAGAGAUAAAUGAUGCAGUUGUUGCUUCUGACAUUCCUCAUGCUGUUGAUACUGAAAAAGGCGACUCUGUGAUUGUCGAAAAGGAACAGAAGAAUGACGAUACAGAAGAGGAAAAGACUGCUGUUGGUGAGAAAGAUGCUUCGACUGCUGCUGCUGCUGUUGUGGCUGAAAAAACUGAGACAUCAACUUCAAAUGCUGAAUCCAAACUUGAAUCGCCAUCUUUGACUACUACAAAUGAAAUGAAAGCAAAUGAUGUUUCACCUGUUGCUGAUAUUAACGAUCGAGAUACUCUGGAUAUUGAUAGAAAGAAUCCAAUUUUUGAAACAAAAACGUCUACCGAAAAAGAUGUAAAAUUGCUGGGCGAAAAGGCUGACCCUUUGGCUGAUGACGAUGUUAUUGGUAUGGAAGUCUCAGUAGAGAGUCGUAACAAUGACAAUAAGCCUGCUUCUGCUGUUAGCUUUGCUGAAAAUAAUGAAGCUGAUACGAACGCGACUGCUAUUUCUUCACAAUCAAUGGAAGACGAAUUCGAUAAGCGAAAAGAAGUUAAUUUGGAACGAAGUUUGAACGCAAAACUGGAUGUAAAUGCGAACUCUGCUGAUACUGUUGAUGAGGAUAUUGUUAUGGAAGAUGGUUCAAUAGAAGCUGCUAGAGAGAGCAAAGAAAAAGUUGAAAUAUUAGAAACAAUCACUAUUACUGAGCAAGCAUUAACAAGAACAUUAAGUCAGACAGAUAGUGAUACCUCUAUGGAAGAUGAUGAAGAUAUUGGUAUAAUCACUCCUAAUAUAGCUAGUGGCGAUAACAAACCAGAAAGCGUUAUGGAAACGGAUAAUAAUAAGGAAUACACCGACGCUAGUGCUGAAAAUGAAGAUAAGGAUGACAAUAACAAUAAAAGAGAUAGUAAGAACAGAAAGAAGGAGAGCAACAGUAGCAGCAAUAGCAAUAAAGGCAAUAAAAAAUCUGACAAAAAGAACAAGAAAAGGAAGGCAAAUACUGUACCUGAGCCUGUGAAAGAAGAGGAGCCUAUUGAAGAGGAAGAGUAUGAAGUGGAGGCAAUUGUUACCCACAAGAUCUACAAGGGUAAAGUCGUAAAGUACGAAAUUAAAUGGAAAGGAUAUCCUCCAGAGGAUAAUACAAUGGAAAGCGCCACCACCAUUCACGAUGACGUACCUGACUUAUGCAUUGAUUAUUGGAACAGGCAGCCACAAAACGUCUCAAGACCCUCCAAUAUCCCUAAGCCAUCCAAAUCAAAAGCUACUACUGACGAACCAUCACAGCAGAACAGCAGAUCCGAGGAAAAUGUAAAGUCAAAGGAAACUUCAAUCACAAGUACUGAGGUGAGUGAUCGAAAAGAAGACGGCCUCAAUGCCAAGGCUGUAGCUGAUAACAAAAAGCCGAUAUCACGACAACAGCAACAACAGAGAGGGAAGAAUGUUACAGGUCAGAAGAGAACCCAGGCUGAUGUAAACGAGGACGAACCAGAAACAGACGAUGCUAUGCCCAAAAAAUAUCAAAAAUUGAUGGAGCAUAUCCCACCUUAUAUGGCUGACUUAAAUUAUAUUUUUCCUAUCAACUGGCCAAAUGACAAGACAAACUGGAGUCUAGAUGUAAAAAAGAUAUGCGUACAACAAUCACCCUUAGAUAAAAAGAAACUUUUUUGCUUCAUUGAAUGGAAUAAUGGUAAAAGAACGAUCCAUAAUAUGAAAGAGGUUCACCAAAAAAUUCCAGAGAAGUUGAUUCAGUACUACGAAGAAAGAUUGCAAUUUGUCUAACCAAAAAACUAUCAUUCCUACAGCAUAAUAUAUUUAUCUAUGUAUAUCCAACAUAAUUCUAAAGUUUCGUAGAAAACACACAUCUACGUUUUUCUUUUUUUCUUUUUUUUUUUUAUCUGCUCUCCUCUACUCUAUCUUCGAGGGUAAACCAUUGAC
Mycotypha africana is the source of this 2250-nucleotide messenger RNA. RefSeq lists its product as uncharacterized. The record is from RefSeq and is a predicted model, not a curated record. Gene Ontology annotation, cellular component: pericentric heterochromatin; nucleus. Gene Ontology annotation, biological process: negative regulation of transcription by RNA polymerase II; chromatin organization. The transcript has 4 exons. Gene Ontology annotation, molecular function: chromatin binding. NCBI's taxonomy places the organism in Eukaryota, Fungi, Mucoromycota, Mucoromycetes, Mucorales, Mycotyphaceae. The coding region runs from base 94 to 2094 and encodes 666 amino acids.